Molecule: messenger RNA, 2335 nt
Organism: Balaenoptera ricei (Rice's whale)
Lineage: Eukaryota; Metazoa; Chordata; Mammalia; Artiodactyla; Balaenopteridae
Gene: NCAPH2
Product: non-SMC condensin II complex subunit H2
Exons: 19
Coding region: 130-2181 (683 amino acids)
Biological process (GO): meiotic chromosome condensation; mitotic sister chromatid separation
Cellular component (GO): nucleus; condensin complex
Molecular function (GO): chromatin binding
Source: RefSeq, a predicted model, not a curated record
GUCGCUGCGCGCUACGUAUUUUCCUGGGCGGGAACAGUAAAAUGGCGCCAGAACUAGCGGCGGGCUGAGCACACUGGGCCCCUCGAAGCCGGCCCUGCGGUCCCCGGGCCGACCCGGCCCCUCCCGGACAUGGAGGACGUGGAGGCGCGCUUCGCUCACCUCCUGCAGCCCAUCCGCGACCUCACCAAGAACUGGGAGGUGGAUGUGGCGGCCCAGCUGGGCGAAUAUCUUGAGGAGCUGGACCAGAUCUGCAUUUCUUUUGACGAAGGCAAAACCACAAUGAACUUCGCCGAGGCAGCACUGCUGGUCCAGGGCUCCGCGUGCGUCUACAGUAAGAAGGUGGAAUAUCUCUACUCGCUGGUCUACCAGGCUCUUGAUUUCAUCUCUGGCAAGAAGCGGGCCAAGCAGCUCUCCUGUGAGCGGGAAGACGGGCCCACUGGGGAUGCCGGCUCCAGGGCCCCCCAGGAAGUGGAGUAUGAGUUCCUGUCGUUGGAUGACCUCUCUGAUUCCCGCGCUAACGUGGAUCUGAGGAGUGACCAGGCCCCCAGUGAGACCCUCAUCGUCCCCCUCCUGCCCAUGGCCCUGGUAGCCCCUGAUGAGACGGAGAAGAAUAGUAACCCCCUGUACAGCUGUCGGGGGGAGGUCCUGGCCAGCCGGAAGGAUUUUAGGAUGAAUACGUGCACCCCCCACCCCAGAGGAGCCUUCAUGUUGGAGCCGGUGGGCAUGUCCCCCAUGGGGGCACUGCUGCCGAGGAACCAGAAGGAGGCCGGGAGGGCUGAGGAGCAGCCAAUGGAAGUCUCUGCGUGCAGGAGUCCCGUCCCGGCGCUCAGCAUCUCCCAGGAGCCAGGCACCACUCCAGAAGGCCCAGUGCCCGGAGGUGGGGGUGAGGAAGAGGAUACAGAGGGGGCAGCAGAGCCCCCCGAGGCCUCAGCCCCUGAGGUCCCGAUGGAGCCGCAGGAGCCCAGGAGCCCAGAGCAGAGUGCGGCCCAGCCCAGGAGGUGUGCACUACGGGAGCGAAGGGAGGCCCUGGAGCCUGCGUCCCGGCUGAAGGUGAGGGGUGGUGGGGCCUGGACCCCCAGCAGGGAGGGUAUGCUUGAGGCCCCUCUGCAGUGGCUGUCUUUUGAGCAAUCUUCUUCCCCAGAACUGGACCUCUCUCCUGCAGCCCCAGGGCACCUCCCUCCCUAUGUCUCUCGACUGGGGGGAGGGUGCAUGUCCUCCACUCUCCUGUGUCUGCUUGUGCUCUGUGCUCAGGAGACCCCAGACCCCUGGCAGGGCCUGGACCCCUUCGACUCCCUGGACUCUAAGCCCUUCAGGAAAGGUAGGCCCUACUCCGUGCCCCCCUGUGUGGAGGAGGCUCCAGGACAGAAGCGUAAGAGGAAGGCUGCUGUCAAGCUGCAGGACUUCCACCAGUGGUACCUGGCUGCCUAUGCUGACCACGCUGACAGCAGGAGGCCCCGGCGAAAGGGCCCUUCCUUUGCAGACAUGGAGGUGCUGUACUGGAGGCACGUGAGGGAGCAGCUGGAGACCCUCCGGAAGCUGCAGAGGAGGGAGGCGGCCGAGCGGUGGCGGCCGAGGGCUCAGGAGGAACCGUGGCCUGCGGAGGAGGACCGGCUGGAGGACUCCCUGGAGGACCUGGGAGCGGCAGGUCCUCCCCUCCCAGCAGGUGACUUUCUAGAGCCCGAGGAGUACGCAGAGCCUGAGGGGGCCGAGCCUGGGGAAGACGCAGACCUGGAAGCGGAAGCCAUGCCAGCGUCCCUAAGCUACGAGGAGCUGGUCCGGAGGAACGUGGAGCUCUUCAUCGCCACCUCGCAGAAGUUCGUCCAGGAGACAGAGCUGAGCCAGCGCAUCAGGGACUGGGAGGACGUCAUCCAGCCCCUGCUCCAGGAGCAGGAGCAGCAUGUGCCCUUUGACAUCCACACUUACGGGGACCAGGUAGUCUCAAGGUUCAGCCAACUCAACCAGUGGUGUCCCUUUGCGGAGUUGGUGGCUGGCCAGCCUGCCUUUGAGGUGUGUCGUUCCAUGCUGGCCUCCCUGCAGCUGGCUAACGACUACACAGUGGAGAUCACCCAGCAGCCUGGGCUAGAGGCGGCGGUGGAUACCAUGUCCCUGAGACUGCUCACGUACCAGCGGGCCCACAAGCGCUUCCAGACCUAUGCUGCCCCCUCCAUGGUCCAGCCCUGAGCGGGGAGCACGGAGACCGGGGUUGGGCCCUGGAGCCCUGUCCCCCGCAGGUGCUGGGCAUGCAUCUGCUCACUCCACUCUGCUUCCUGGCUCGCCCAGCCCAAUAAAGUGUUGCCAUCCCGCCAAUCCCUUUAAAAAACCUUUACAGAACUGU